Aethina tumida (small hive beetle) is the source of this 6261-nucleotide messenger RNA. RefSeq names its product zinc finger protein castor homolog 1-like. The coding region runs from base 572 to 5023 and encodes 1483 amino acids. The record is from RefSeq and is a predicted model, not a curated record. Gene Ontology annotation, biological process: regulation of neuron differentiation; positive regulation of transcription by RNA polymerase II. The transcript is spliced from 12 exons. Gene Ontology annotation, molecular function: RNA polymerase II transcription regulatory region sequence-specific DNA binding; DNA-binding transcription factor activity, RNA polymerase II-specific. Gene Ontology annotation, cellular component: nucleus. Lineage: Eukaryota; Metazoa; Arthropoda; Insecta; Coleoptera; Nitidulidae.
GACGACGACGACGUGCGGCCUCGGACACCCGGGGGCCCCCCCUGUUCCGUAAAUUGUUUAAUUCGCCGACCAAUCGGGCGUUUCCUAUUUACUGAAAUUUUUGUAGCCCGGCUCAUCGGCGACCCGAGGCGGUGGUGGGGCGGCCCCGUCCCGCUUACACGGAGUAGGGGACGCGCUGUAUCGGCGGCACGUUUCAGUCGCUGCACGACGCUCGCUGCUCCCGAAGCGGCGCCCCGACAUCCGUUUUUAUUGGAUUUUCGCCUUUUUCAGUUUUUGCGCGCUUCUUUCACGCCAUCCGCAAUCGCUUUUACAGUUUACGUUUUUAUUGUUUAGUCGUCUACGUUUUGUUAUUGGACCGUCAUUUGUUCACUGGAUUAUUUAUUUGCUUUGAUCAUCGUUUGUUGUUGUGACCAGUGGUUUUGGAUUUGACAGUUACAUUCGGAUUGUUUUAUAUAUUUUAUUUUAUUAUUAUUUGGUUUUGUGGUGGUUGUUGAUGCAUUUUGAUUUUGGUGUGAGUGUGGAGAGGAGAUGACGGCCCAUCAGAAGUUCGGACGAUCUUGAGAGUAUCUUGAUGUUGACGACGAUGGCAUCGGUAACGACAGGAAUCCUCUCGCCGAAUUCCUACGGACUGAAUUCAGAUGCCGGCCUGAAAAUGGCGCCGGAGAACGUCGUCGAGGACUACCACCGGUUCCGGGGCUCGGACAACCAGGACAACACCAGCGACUCGGACCAGGACAACUUCGUCGCCUCGCCCAAGAACGAGCAGCCGAAGCGGAACAAGCGCAAGAACUUCAAGCCCCGAUGCUCGAACGUGUCGUACGAGAACCCGCUGAAUUUGUCCGACUACCCGGACAACAACAACGUGAACAACAACGUCGGCAGACGGAAGGCGACGCCCACGCGUCUGGUGGUCGAUCCCCGAUUCUCGCCGAUGGACCUCAGCAAAAACCAGGACAGCGAUUCGGACUCCGAGUCGUACUCGCGGUACCAGAACUCGGACAACGAGAACAGCAGCGAGAACGAUUCGAAGAUACCGUCCAGCUUCUCGAUACACAACCUGUCCAAGCCGCACGUCAGCGACUUCCAGCAUCCGCAGGGCAUGGCCAACAUGCCGAACGCGUCGCAGGGACAGGAUAUGCGCGAGUACGCGAUGAACACGAUGCGCGAACUGCUCGGCAUCUACGGACUGACGUCGGAGGUGGCCGAGAGCAUUUCCCGACAGUUGCCGAUCGCCGCCUUCAAUUCCGGUAAAAUGUUCGAAAACCUAACGCUGAACCCCCCGAAAACCUCCACCUCCCCACUAUCGCAACCCCCCACCCCGCCGUCCACGCCCCUUUCGCCCAAAUCCACCGAAAUGGGCAAAAACGUCGUCAGUGUCGCCAAGACGUCUAGUCAGCAAAUACCUCAGAACUUGGCGGGCCAAAGGGCCAGCUUGAACUUGUCGAAGAAGCCGGAGACGAACGGACUGAACUUCAGCUACUCGAAUUUGGAGAAGACGCUGGACGACAGGCUCAACGACAGCAAGAACACGAGGGGCAUUUUUCCGACGAUGGCACCGUACGCGCAGCUGACCAAGACGGAACCCAACAGUCCGCCACCCUUCGACACCCACCCCCUGAACGCUCUCAUGUCCCAGACAAUGACGCCCACCAUCCCCCGUGAAUCGAUCACCUCCAACCUGCUCCUCAACAAGACCACCAGCCAGCUGGACUACUCCAAGUACGUGAAGAAGUUCACCUCGUCUUUGGAGUGCGGCAGCGCCUACUGCAAAGACCUGAACUAUCGCGAGCACUUCCAUUGUUUGGACUGCAACUCCAGGGUGUUCAUCAAAAAGGAGGAGAUGAUACGCCACUUCAAGUGGCACAAGAAACGGGACGAGUCCCUGCAGCACGGCUUCAUGCGUUACAGCCCCCUGGACGACUGCAGCGACCGCUUCCAAAACUGCACCCACAACAAAAAGCAGACCCACUAUCAUUGUAUCAAAGAAGGGUGCGACAAGGUCUACAUCUCCACCUCCGACGUGCAGAUGCACGCCAACUACCACAGAAAAGACUCGGCCAUCAUCCAGGAGGGCUUCCAAAGAUUCCGGGCGACGGAAGAGUGCGGCGCCAGCUACUGCGCCUUCUUCGGCCAACGCACCACCCACUUCCACUGCCGCCGGACCGGCUGCCGGUUCACCUUCAAGAACAAGAGCGACAUGGAGAAGCACAAGAGCUACCACAUCAAGGACGAGCAACUGUCCCGCGACGGCUUCAAGAAGUUCAUGAAGAACGAGGUGUGCCCGUUCGAGAACUGCCGCUUCUCCAAGGUGUGCAACCACAUCCACUGCAUCCGGCCCCAAUGCAACUACGUCCUCCACAGCUCCGGACAACUGUUCUCCCACAAGCGCAAGCACGAGCGCAAAGACUCCGAGCUGGCCUACAGGAAGUACAAGCUGGCGCAGAGCAUGAUGAAGACUUUGGCCGACGGGUCGGUGGCCAUGCCCCAGUUCGCACGCGACUUCGACAGCAGCUCCGAAGGACUGAACCUGAGCAUGUUCAACCAGUCCAUGUCCACCAUGUCCAACAUUUCCAACACGGAGUCCAACAGCGAAAGGAACUCCCCCGUCAGCUACGAGGAGUCCGAGUCGGUCUCAGCCAUCGACCUGAGUGCCAACGAAAGCAACUCCUACGCACCUGAAGAUGUCAACUGGAACAGCGAGGACUUCUGGAGGAAGUACUGCCAGUUUAUACCGCAGCAGGAGUCGUGCACCGAAAAGUGCGACUACGCCUUCCAGGAUCACUUCCACUGCUUCGUCGAGAACUGCGAAAUGACCUUCAAUUCCAAAGAUGGUGUCAGAGAACACGCCAGAAACCACGAGCAACAAGAGCAAAUAACCGACGCUUACUACACUACAGUGACGGUCCAAAAUGGAGGGUGUGAUGAGGGCUGCAUCUACCAGGACAAGGAGAAGCACUUCCACUGCAACUGGGAUAACUGCCGGGAGGUCAUUCUACCCACCGACAAGCCUUUCAGAAGGCUGGAGCACUACAAAAUGCACGAGUACUCCAGAAAAUUGAGCCUGACCAAAGAUCCGCUGACUAUGACCCACUUGGCCACCUCCAUUGACGGCAUGUUCUGCAGGAAGCGUGGUCGCCCACCAAAGAACCGUGUCAUCGAAGUGUGGAACGAUUAUUCCCCAGUUGGAAACCAAGGACUUAUGGACUCGCCCCAGGCCAUUUUCACCAGCUUCAAGCUCCCCAAGCCGUCGGCUACGCCUUCAAGCAGCCGUGAGGUUGAGCAAAACGAUUCAAAUGAUGACAGAUCCAGUACGCACAGCCCUAACAUUCAAGAUUAUAGUUUGCAAGGCUUCGAAGUGUUCGGCGAAAACACCAAAUGCCCGGACAACCUGUGCCCGUACUUGGGUACCACCCACUACCACUGCAACCAAAACCGUUGCCUUUACGUGACCGACAAGGAAGACGUACUGAUCAUGCACAGCAAAGACUUCCACGACAACAUCGAAAUCCUGGACGGCUUCGAGUUUUACGACAGGAACGUCGACUGCAGACUGCCGAACUGUCCCAGCAACAAGGUCAACCGCCACUUCCACUGCACCAGGCCCAACUGCCAGUACUCGUUCGUGCAAUACUCCACGAUGGCCGUGCACCAACAGAAACACGCCGACGAAUCGGCCGUGGGCGAGAUCAGAGUGAAAACUGAGGCGCAGCUCAACGAAGAACGGCAGGAAAUCGAGCCGCCACAAUUCAAGGCCAUGAAUCUGAGCCAAACCGGCGGCGAAAGCAAAGUUUCCGUGGUGAAGGCUUCUGGAACAUUUUAUCCUCUGUCAACUUUGACUCCUGAAAAACAUUCUACAGAUAAUAAAGUAUCUCCAGAACCUACGCCAAUAAUUGAGACGACGAACAAUUCCAGCACCUUGUACGGACCAGAAUUGAGUUGUUCCAGGCCUUUUUGCAAGCUCAAGCGCAAAUAUCAUUACCACUGCAACUUGUGCAAUCAGGCUUUCUCAGAAAUCGACAGACUUGUUGUCCACGUGGCGAAGCACAGUACCGGCGCCUUGAACCAGAUGCACGAAGACAACAACAACCAAAACACCUCGCCCCCACCUCAAGUCAAAACGGAGGCGAAGAUCCAAGUGGCUCCGCUACAAUCCUUACAAAACCCCAAAGAGGAAACGUACAUAACACCAACGUUCGACGCGUACAACCACUUCACCAACUUCCCAGCCAACCUGCAGUUCGCCUUGAUGCAACAGCAGAACGCCUACGGCUUGUACCAGAACGCAGGUCUGCCCUCGCAGCUCAUGUUCCAACACCAGCUGAUGCAAAACCCCCUGCUGGCGGCCCAAACCCCAUACCCAGCAGAAAACUUAACCAACCCCUUGGCCCAGAUGGCCGCCAACUUGAACAAACGCAGCCUGUCACCCCACCACGAAAUGUCCCCGGAAGCCAAGAAGGCCAGAGUACAAAACUCCAUGCGAAUCCUCAAAGACGAGCCAGUACCCGAGGGCUAUCUGCGGUUCAGGUUCAACGAGGACUGCCACUACCAGCACUGCGGCUACAGGGAGCACCAGACCCACUUCCACUGUCAGCGACAGGACUGCGGCUACAGCUUCUGCGACAAGACCAGAUUCGUGCAGCACACGGCCCGACACGAGCGCCUCGACACGCUGAUGGGCGGCGACUUCCAGCAGUACCGCGCCAACGUGGCCUGCGGCCGGCCGGACUGCGCCUACACCGCCAACUUGGGCAACACGCAGAACAAAGCGUCCCACUUCCACUGUCUCAAGUGCGACUUCGUGUGCACCGACACCAACAAGGUGGUGGCGCACAGGCGGCAGCACCAGAAGCUCGACUCGAUCCAGGCGGCCGGGUUCGAGAAGUUCACGCCCAGCCAGCACUGCAGGGUGCAGAACUGCCAGCACAGCGGCAAGCAGACGCACUACCACUGUCUGCAGUGCCAGUACGCGGUGUUGGGGCUUGCGCAGAUGAGCGCCCACAAGUACAGGCACAUGGAGGGUUGAUCUGUACAUAAUUUUGUUGUACAUACGUGUUUUUUUUUUCUGUACAAAUUAUUUGAUAAGUUUGUAAAAUUGUAUAUAGGAGAAAUGUAUUACCUCAUGUAUUUGAUAUGGAGGAAAAAACAAGGAACAAUAAUUUAUUGACUGAGAUUAGAUCUAAAACUCAAAGUUAUAAAAGUCCCAAUGGGAAUUUUGAAAGACGGGAAACGUGUACAUACUAAUUAUACAUGUCGGGCGGACGCCCAAUGUGAUAAACAGCGAGUUUUUAUUUAGUAUUAACUGCUAGGGAACAAAAAGUAAUGUAAAAAAGACAUAGUUACGGUAGUGUUGAGUAGAUAGAUAUUAUAGAUGAGGCCUUUGUCGAAAAAAAAACAAUAGUUUAGUGCCUUAGCGAAAGACAGAAUUAAGAAUUUUCGUGCCUUUUUGGGUACUUUUUACGAGUAGAUUUUAGCGUCCGAUCAGGUUAAAGUUUUUUUAGACUAUGGAAAUUUUCUAGAUUAAAAUCAACUCUGUAUCAUUCCAUAAGUGCCAUAUUUAAAACUAUUUAACAGAAGUAGAUUUUUUCAUAUAGAGUGUAGAAUAUAUCUAUAUAUCUUAUAGUAUCAUAUCCUUAAGAACCCAUUUCUCUUUUUUAAUUAUUUAUGUUACUUGUAUCAUGCUCAAUGUUUUAUUUAUUUUACAUUUUUUUCAGUGAAUCGAUUUGCCAUAUUGUUUUUUUCGUUGUGCUAACUCUGCAUGACAUUUUUAUUCUUCUUAUCCGUAUUUUUUUUUAGCUAGUCCUUUUUGUUCGAUUUUAUUAUUUGCUUUAUUUCUGUUUCUAUUGUAUCCAGAACAGUAUGUAUACGUUAUAAACAAAAAAUGUACGUGUAUCAUUAAAAUGAUUUAAAAAAUUUUAUCUCGUAAGAUUGUAUUUUUUAAUUUAAGGUAUAUGUAGGUUUUUCGAGGAUGUAUGAUUUUUCCCCCCCUGUAUGGAUGGAUUUUGUGAUGUAUGUUUUUUUUAAUUAAAAAAACGUCAGUAUUUAUAACAUAAUGGUAUUUAAUUGUUUAAACCCUUAUCCCUAAUAAGCAUUUUGGUGCAAAAACUUCAUAAUUUACAUCACAGAAUAAAUAAGUUACUAAUACUCUGUGAUUUGUAUUAUUAAAGGUAAGAAUAUAAGAAAAAAUAAGUGACAUUAAUCAAUUAUUAAUGUGGUACGUAUAGAAACUUUAAGAAAUAACAACAAAUUUCAUUUUACAGAUCU